GUUUUUGAGUGUCCGGCUCUGUGAGGUUAAGUAUGUUCAUGUUGUGCAACUGUCACCACCAUCCAUCUCCAGAGCUGCCUCAUUUGCCUCAUUCGGGCUGAAACUCAGUACCAUUGAACAGCUCCCCGCUCUCCUCACCCCCCAACCCUGGCCCGUUGUUCUACUCUCCAUGUUUCUAAAUUUGAUUUUUAGGAAUCUCACAUAAGAGGAAUCCUAGGGUAUUUGUCCUUUUGUGACUGAGUGGUUUCCAUUUUGUGGAACGUCUUCAAGGCUGAUUCACUGGUCAAGUUAAGUAGGGAUGGUAGCGUGGGUCCUGGGAGGCCUGCUCGAAUCCAGUGAAAGGGAGAGCUUUUCAACAGACUUGUCUCCUGACGGCCGUGUGUGCCGUGGCGUGCUCCGUCACCAGCAGCGGCCAGUGGGGGCUCUUGUAGAAGAGAGGCCCGUGUCGGGGGAGGUCCACCCCGCUCGAGAUGCUCUCCAAAGCUGCAUUCCCGGCUAGGAUGCUGGGAUUCUGGGACUGGGUCCCGCCUCUGUCAGAGCAUUUUGCUUCAUCUUCCCAUGUGCACAUGUACGUGAGAGCUGCUCUCCCUUGGCCGCUCUGCUGGAAACCCUUCCUCCUUUCUUGCCAGAGUUGUGGAGUCUUGGACUUGAUGGAAACUGUGGAGGCACUCGGGUCCAGCCUCCCCUCCAGCCAGUGAGGGAAGCCCCCGUGCAGCUCCCCGAGACCUUGCCCACCUGUGCUCGCUCGGAACCGCCAGGGAUGAGCCGCCUCCUGAGAGCCUCCUCUGCUGUUCCUUAGAGGGAUAGAUCACUGCCACUGCCCCUACUUCUGUCGGCCUCCUUUCUGCUUUAUGGAUCUUUCUUGGAUGUGAAGCUUCCUCCUCGGGCGCCACUGCAGUCAGAUCAUCGUCCUGUAGCUUGGGGACCUUGGUUCAUUCCAGCAUAGGCCCCUGCCUGAAGAGAGCCCAGUCCCGGCCCUACUUGCUUCCUGGGGGCAAGGCUGCCAAGUCUUCCCUCAUCGUGACAGUUGGCCUCACUCAUGCUGGGUGGCACGUGGCUGGCUUAGGUGUUUGGAGAGUGAACGCCAGGUCCCCCCCUCUUCCCUUCAGCCCCUCUGACCUCGAGGACACGCCCAGCCCCAUCAUGGCGGCGGAGACCCUCAAUUUUGGGCCUGAGUGGCUGAGGGCCCUUUCCAGUGGCGGCAGCGUGGCCUCCCCACCCCCAUCCCCUGCCAUGCCCAAAUACAAGCUGGCUGACUAUCGCUACGGGCGAGAAGAAAUGCUGGCUCUCUACGUCAAGGAGAACAAGGUGCCGGCUGAGCUGCAGGACAAGGAGUUUGCCAUGCUCCUGCAGGAGGAGCCCCUGCAGCCCCUGGCGCUGGAGCCUCUGACUGAGGAGGAGCAGAGAAACUUCUCCCUGUCAGUGAACAGUGUGGCUGUGCUGAGGCUGAUGGGGAAAGGGGCUGGCCCCCCCCUAGGUGGCACCUCCCGUGGCAGGGGCAGCACUCGGAGCCGAGGCCGAGGCCGUGGUGACAGUUGCUUUUACCAAAGAAGCAUUGAGGAAGGCGAUGGGGCCUUUGGCCGAAACCCCCGGGAGAUCCAGCGUAGCCAGAGUUGGGAUGACAGAGGCGAGAGAAGGUUUGAGAAGUCGGCCAGGAGGGAUGGAGCACGAUCCGGGUUUGAGGAGGGAGGGGCUGGCCCGAGGAAGGAACAUGCCCGCUCAGAUAGCGAGAACUGGCGUUCUCUUCGAGAGGAGCAAGAGGAAGAGGAGGAGGGCAGCUGGAGACUUGGGGCAGGACCCCGGCGAGAUGGCGACCGCUGGCGCUCAGCCAGCCCUGAUGGCGGUCCCCGCUCUGCUGGCUGGCGGGAACAUGGGGACCGGCGUCGCAAGUUUGAAUUUGAUUUGCGAGGGGAUCGAGGAGGGUGUGGUGAAGAGGAAGGGCGGGGUGGGGGAGGCAGCUCUCACCUCCGGAGGUGCCGAGGGCCUGACGGCUUUGAGGAAGACAAGGAUGGGCUCCCGGAGUGGUGCCUGGAUGACGAGGAUGAAGAGAUGGGCACCUUCGAUGCCUCUGGGGCCUUCCUGCCUCUCAAGAAGGGCCCCAAGGAGCCCAUUCCUGAGGAGCAGGAGCUCGACUUCCAGGGCCUGGAGGAAGAGGAGGAAGAGCCUCCUGAAGGGCUAGUAGACGAGGGGGGGCCUGAGGCAGGAGGGAAGGAACUGACUGCACUGCCUCCUCAGGAGGAGAAGUCCAGUUCCCCAUCCCCACUGCCCACCUUGGGCCCCCUCUGGGGAGCUAAUGGGGAAGGUGACGACGCUGCAGACAAGGACCUGCUGGCAGCUGAAGACGAUCUGAGGGGAAUGCCGCUGAGUCCUGGAGUAGGCUCAUCCUCUGGCCCGCCUGGAGAUCUGGAGGAUGAUGAAGGCCUGAAGCACCUGCAGCAGGAGGCGGAGAAGCUGGUGGCCUCCCUGCAGGACAGCUCCCUGGAGGAGGAGCAGUUCACGGCCGCCAUGCAGGCCCAGGGCCUGCGCCACUCAGCAGCUGCCACUGCCCUCCCCCUGAGCCACGGUGCGGCCCGGAAAUGGUUCUACAAGGAUCCCCAGGGGGAGAUCCAAGGCCCAUUCACGACACAGGAGAUGGCAGAGUGGUUCCAGGCGGGCUAUUUCUCCAUGGCGCUGCUUGUGAAGCGGGGCUGUGAUGAGGGCUUCCAGCCACUGGGUGAGGUGAUCAAGAUGUGGGGUCGUGUGCCCUUUGCCCCGGGACCCUCGCCACCCCCACUGCUGGGCAACAUGGACCAGGAGCGGCUGAAGAAGCAGCAGGAGCUUGCCGCGGCCGCCCUGUACCAGCAGCUGCAGCACCAGCAGUUUCUGCAGCUGGUCGGCAGCCGGCAGCUCCCGCAGUGCGCGCUCCGGGAAAAGGCGGCUCUGGGGGACCUGAGCCCGCCGCAGCAGCAGCUCACCGCCUUCCUGCAGCAGCUCCAAGCUCUCAAACCGCCCAGAGGCGGGGACCAGAACCUGCUCCCGACCAUGAACCGGUCCUUGUCAGUGCCAGAUUCGGGCUCCCUCUGGGACAUACAUACCUCAGCCUCAUCACAGUCAGGCGGUGAGGCCAGUCUUUGGGACAUACCAAUUAACUCUUCGACUCAGGGUCCAAUUCUAGAACAACUCCAGCUGCAGCACAAAUUCCAAGAGCGCAGAGAAGCGGAGCUCAGGGCGAAGCGGGAGGAGGAGGAGCGCAAGCGGCGGGAGGAGAAGCGGCGGCAGCAGCAGCAGGAGGAGCAGAAGCGGAGGCAGGAGGAGGAGGAGCUGUUUCGGCGCAAGCAGGUGCGGCAGCAGGAGCUCCUGCUGAAGCUGCUGCAGCAGCAGCAGGCGGUGGCCGCUGUCCCGGCGCCCCCUGCGCCCCCGGCGCCCAGCUCCCCGCCCCCGCUGUGGGCCGGCCUGGCCAAGCAGGGGCUCUCCAUGAAGACGCUGCUCGAGCUGCAGUUGGAGGGUGAGCGGCAGCUGCACAAGCAGGCCCCGUCCCGGGAGCCGUCGCGGGCCCAGGCCCCCAACCACCGCGUGCUUGGGGGCCUGGGUUCGGCCCCCCUGAACCAGUGGGUAUCUGAGGCCGGGCCACUGUGGGGCGGGCCCGACAAGAGUGGGGGCGGCAGCGGCGGCCCGGGGCUCUGGGAGGACACCGUCAAGAGCGGCGGGAGCCUGGCCCGCGGCCUGGGCCUGAAGAACAGCCGGAGCAGCCCCUCUCUCAGUGACUCGUACAGCCACCUGUCCGGUCGGCCUGUGCGCAAAAAGACCGAGGAGGAAGAGAAGCUGCUGAAGCUGCUGCAGGGCAUCCCCAGGCCCCAGGACGGCUUCACCCAGUGGUGUGAGCAGAUGCUGCACACGCUGAGCACCACAGGCAGCCUGGAUGUACCCAUGGCUGUAGCGAUCCUCAAGGAGGUGGAAUCCCCCUACGAUGUCCACGAUUAUAUCCGUUCCUGCUUGGGGGACACGCUGGAAGCCAAAGAAUUUGCCAAACAGUUCCUGGAGCGGAGGGCCAAACAGAAAGCCAGCCAGCAGCGGCAGCAGCAGCAGGAGGCAUGGCUGAGCAGUGGCUCCCUACAGACAGCCUUUCAGACCAACCACAGCACCAAACUCGGCCCUGGGGAGGGCAGCAAGGCCAAGAGGCGGGCGCUCAUGCUGCACUCAGAUCCUAGCAUCUUGGGCUACUCCCUGCACGGACCUUCUGGUGAGAUCGAGAGCGUGGAUGACUACUGACCAGCCCGUCCCACCAGCCCCUGGGCUGUAAGCCAGGGGCGGCAGCAGCGGCUUGGACCCUUGGGUCCUCAGCCUGCAGGCUCCCCACAAGGAGCAUAGGAGGAAGCAGGGGCAGGGUCCCCAGCACUUGUUACAAACCACACGAUGCACCUUAAUUCACCCACCACGAGGCACUUUACAGAUUGGGGGGGAAGGGUUUUUGUUUUUUGGGGUUUUUUUGUUUUUGUUUUGUUUUUGUUUUUUCUUUGAAAAAAAAAAAAAUUUAAACAACCCUGAAGAAAACGUUAGGAGAGAAAAAAAAAAAAAUUGUUAAAAACUAGACUCUAAGCACCCCUUCCCCCUCUAGGGACAGUGAGGGUGACAGUGGAAGGUCCACAGAGGUUUUUUGGGAUUUUUGGUUUGGUUUUGUUUUGUUUUGUUUUUAA
Molecule: messenger RNA, 4673 nt
Organism: Leptonychotes weddellii (Weddell seal)
Lineage: Eukaryota; Metazoa; Chordata; Mammalia; Carnivora; Phocidae
Source: RefSeq, a predicted model, not a curated record